Cucurbita maxima (winter squash) is the source of this 873-nucleotide messenger RNA. Its product is annotated as NDR1/HIN1-like protein 6. The coding region runs from base 156 to 863 and encodes 235 amino acids. NCBI's taxonomy places the organism in Eukaryota, Viridiplantae, Streptophyta, Magnoliopsida, Cucurbitales, Cucurbitaceae. The transcript has a single exon. The record is from RefSeq and is a predicted model, not a curated record.
UCGUUUGAUUCUCAUCCACAAACACAUAACAAUGCCCUAAAACAACACUCAAAUCCCUUCAAUCCUGUCUCAAACUUUGAUCUAUGUCCAACAAACAGUCAACGCCCUUCAAACUUCAAUAGCCAAUAUAGCCCUUCUCUGUGCCACCCUUUCCCAUGGAAGAAUCCCCGCCAAAACCCACAAAUAUUAUGCACUCCGACAACCACCAAACCAGCCACCGCCCUCCGCCCUACCGCCGCCACGUCCCCAGAUACCAUACCAAAGCCGGCGGCGGCGGUGGCGGCCAUUGUUGUUUAAAAUGCAUCUGUAUCUGUUACAUUUUCCUCUGUUUCUUCAUCGUUGUUCUACUUAGCCUCGCCUAUUUCAUCGUCACGUUUUACAGACCCAAAAUCCCUUCUUACAAAGUCUCCGAUUUCAACGUCCACGUCUUCAAUGUCAAGCCGGAUUUCAGCCUUUACACAGAAUUCAUCGUGAUCGUUGAAUCCAACAACCCAAAUGAAAACAUUGACUUCAUCUACGGCAGAGGAAGCUCUGUUUCUGUUCUUUACAAUGAUUCAAUGCUCUGCGCCGGAAAGAUUCCUAAUUUCCGGCAACCGCCGAUGAAUGUGACGGAUAUGAGCAUUUUGCUAAGUGGGGUUAGCGAAUUUGGGUCGGGGAUGCAAGAGGCGCUGAUGCAGAACAGACACAGUGGGAAGAUUCCUCUGCUCGUGGCGGUGAAAGUUCCGGUGACGGUGGUGAUCGGAGGGUUGGCGCUGAGGAAGAUCAAUGUUCUUGUGAAUUGUUCGUUGGUGGUUGAUGAUUUGUCCCCAAAUAAGAAAGUUGGGAUUUUGUCGAGUAAUUAUACUUACGGUGCUACCUUGUGAAUUGUAAAGA